AAGAGUCGUGACUAUCCCGUUUACAUUGCUAGUUAGGUGGUCAGACUGUUCCUGGUGUACUCAGUUUCGCAUUUCAAGACUGUGGCCUUCGAUAGGUUUCGCGAAGUGCGAUUUUUGAUCCGUCAUUGCUGAUUAAUUUUGUAUAUUUAGUUUAUUUUUAUACUGUGUGAGGAAGAAUGUCGGCCGAAAGCCCCGAAUACUCUCCGUUCUUCGCAGUGAUGGGUGCCUCUGCGGCUAUGGUGUUCAGCGCCUUGGGAGCAGCCUAUGGCACAGCUAAGAGCGGUACAGGGAUUGCCGCCAUGUCUGUGAUGAGGCCGGAGCUCAUCAUGAAGUCUAUCAUCCCCGUGGUCAUGGCGGGUAUCAUAGCCAUCUACGGUCUGGUAGUAGCAGUGCUGAUUGCCAACAACAUCUCAGAGAAGGUCACCCUCUACAAGAGUUUCCUUCAUCUGGGAGCUGGGCUUAGCGUGGGCCUCAGUGGGCUGGCAGCAGGCUUCGCAAUUGGCAUCGUGGGCGACGCAGGCGUGAGAGGCACAGCUCAACAGCCAAGGCUUUUUGUGGGCAUGAUCCUCAUCUUGAUUUUUGCUGAGGUCUUGGGUCUCUACGGGCUCAUCGUUGCCCUCAUUCUCUCCACGAAAUAAACAUCCAAACAUCUCCACUACAAGAUCUGUCCUUUAUGUUGCUGCUGGAGAAAAAGUGUAUAACGGGGAAAAAAUUGUAAAAAUUUCUGCCACACAAGAUGAAAGAAGUGAAGGCGAGGAAAAAAUGAAUUAAAAUGGCUCCAUAAAUAUGGUCUUAUCUCAACAAUGUGUACAGUCGUCCCAAUUUGAUAGUCAACUUGUAAAUGCGCAAUGUAGUGAUUUGUCUGUCUUGUGUGUGCGUGUGUGUGUUUCAAAACAACUGUAUGAUGAAGAUUCCUUUUUUCCCUCCACUUAUUUCAGGCCUUGAGGCCAGCUGAGGCAGCUUGGCCUCUGGUCUUAGAGAGCUGACCAAAGGGCCACACAGCUUUUUCUCCUCCCAUAUCGACCUGGGAGUUGACACAAUUUCUGCAUUAAUCUUGAGGAUCUAUUUGUAAAGAGAAAUGUGUAUGGACUUCAGAUUUUUUUCCACUGAUUUUAUUUAUAAGAAAUUGUUCAUUGAACUGUUUAAUGCAGCAAAAGUCUUUAAUUCCCCAGGAUAUAUUAUACAUAUAUAUAUACAGACAUAUAAAUAUCUAUAUAGAUAGAUUUAAUGCACUGUGGGUUAAUUGUGAUAAGUGGUUGGAAUUCCUCUGGAUGUAAUUCAUGGUUUAAUAAUUAAGAUUGCCUUUAGUAUGUUGCUGGUGGAGUGGGAGUUUUGUGUGUAGCUGUAUUCUAAUCAUUACGGAAACAUUCUCAAACUUCAGUGUUUUUCCUGUAGUACUGCUGUUUGCAUUAAAGGUGUGUGUGCCCCAUGUUGGGUCUCACAAGUGUAAUUUCCAAAAUUCAUCUCCUCUCCAUCUUAUUCACCCCCUCCCCCAUCUGUGGCUGUACUUCAUCUCUUUCACAUUCCAGCCAUUAAAAUCCUGCAUGGGU
This is a messenger RNA of Seriola dumerili (greater amberjack), 1550 nucleotides long. It is a transcript of the gene atp6v0cb, whose product is annotated as V-type proton ATPase 16 kDa proteolipid subunit. Lineage: Eukaryota; Metazoa; Chordata; Actinopteri; Carangiformes; Carangidae. Bases 177 to 638 code for a protein of 153 amino acids. Gene Ontology annotation, biological process: proton transmembrane transport. The record is from RefSeq and is a predicted model, not a curated record. Gene Ontology annotation, molecular function: proton-transporting ATPase activity, rotational mechanism. Gene Ontology annotation, cellular component: proton-transporting V-type ATPase, V0 domain. The transcript is spliced from 3 exons.